CUGUGUUUGCGCACAUUUGAAUCUAAAGACAAUCUACAGUAAUGGCAGGGCAGUUUUCAAGUGUCGAGGAAUGUCUGGAGAAAAAUAUUCCCGAGCAGGAGCUGAAGGAAGUGAAGAGGAUCCUGUAUGGGAAGGAACUCCCGUCAAACAUUAGCUUCAUGAAGAUUAAUUUGAAAAGGAUUGUGCGAGUUGGUGUGAUUCAGAAUGCCAUUGUCAAGGAAACCACAGCUCCAAUUGCUGAGCAGAGGGCGGCUCUACAUGCAAGGAUUUCAUGCAUGACAGAAGCUGCAGCACUGUGUGGAGUCAACAUUAUUUGUUUCCAAGAAGCCUGGACCAUGCCUUUUGCCUUCUGUACUCGUGAAAAGCAGCCUUGGUGUGAGUUUGCUGAAAACCCUGAUAAUGGUCCAACACCCAGCUGUGUCAGGAGGUUAAUAUUUUUUGGACUUGCCCGCAAGUUCAACAUGGUGAUUGUUUCACCCAUUCUGGAGAGAGAUGAAACCCAUGGUGACACUCUUUGGAACACGGCUGUUGUUAUCAGCAACACAGGCUAUGUUCUUGGCAAGUCGCGUAAGAACCACAUACCAAGGGUUGGUUUUAACGAAUCUACCUACUACAUGGAAGGAGAUACAGGUCACACAGUAUUCCAGGUAUACACGUUUGGACAAAUCGCAAUCAACAUUUGUUAUGGACGGCAUCACCCACAGAACUGGAUGAUGUAUGGGGUGAAUGGAGCAGAGAUUGUUUUCAAUCCAUCUGCCACUGUAGGUGGAUUAAGUGAACCUAUGUGGGGAAUCGAGGCCCGAAAUGCUGCCAUCGCCAACAGCUAUUUCUCUUGUGCUAUCAACCGUGUUGGCACAGAGACCUUCCCCAAUGAAUUUACUUCAGCUGAUGGCAAACCAGCACACAAGGACUUUGGUCAUUUCUAUGGCUCUUCCUAUGUUGCGGCUCCUGAUGGCUCCGGACACCUGUUUUUUUACAUCUGGAUUGUCAAGGAUCCGCGAGGGGCCUUGGUGACGGAGUUGGACCUAAAUCUCUGCCGGUCAAGUAAAAGACCGCGGGGCUUUAGGAUGACUCAACGCCUGGACCUCUACGCAUCUUCCCUUACUGCAGCCAUACAUCCAGAUUACCAACCACCAAUUAUCAAAGAUGUUUGCUAAGUGACUGGCUGCUAUGUAAUUUUUUUUUUCUUUAUUACCUUUUUUGUUAGUUUUGUUGAGGUGGGAGCAGUGCAAUCUUUCUUUAAAACUUCAAGAAGCGAAUGAUGGUCAUGAUGGGAAAUGUAAUGCAAUACCAUAUUUUAAGUAGAUGUGUUUAUGUUUAGGUGCUAAAAUGAUGUGCUGUGGGCAUCUACCUCUUGUUGGCUUGAAUCUGAUAAAAGGUAGUAAUAAGGAGAAUGGGUCUAA
Messenger RNA from Penaeus monodon (black tiger shrimp), 1403 nucleotides. RefSeq names its product beta-ureidopropionase-like. Gene Ontology annotation, molecular function: beta-ureidopropionase activity. Lineage: Eukaryota; Metazoa; Arthropoda; Malacostraca; Decapoda; Penaeidae. The record is from RefSeq and is a predicted model, not a curated record.